AUGACAGCAGCACCAGAAACAGUUCCAUUUGAUAAAUGGUUCGAAGCUCACGCAGAGAGUUUCACUUCUUAUCAAUAUCCACACGAAAUGGCACAAAUGCUUUAUGAUAAGCUCGUUCAUCAAGCAUUUGAUUGUGGAAAUUACUUCUCAAUCGAUACUUCAAUUGACCCAACACUUCUUUACACACCAGCCGAUCAAACUACUCCACUUACACCAGGCUGCAAUGUCUUCAUCACUGAUCAUUGCUUUGCUGCCAAGCCAAAAGAUAUCUACUCUGAGUGGAAGAACCAGACACAGCUCAGAGAACGUCUUGCUGCCUUCAUGGAAUACGGAGAAGCUGCUCAGGAAUUAACAUUAGAGCAAAUCCUUCAAAAAUGUGAUGGAAAGACACUCGAAAUCGAAUUCCAAGAACUCGAAUCAAUCGCUCCACUCGAAAUCGCUACUAAAUUCCCACAUCUUGAGGUUCUUUCCUUGAUCGGAAAUAACAUCUCAAAUCCAGCCGAAAUUCUUGGUCUUCUUGCUCAGCUCCCAGAUCUCAAGGCUCUCUGGAUCGGUUCCAACCCAGUUGCUGAAGCAGAAGGCAUCGACAAGUCAAUUCUCGAUCUUUGCCCUAAGCUCGAAAUUCUCAACGCCAAAUUUACAAAGAACUGGGGUGAAUGGGCCCUCCUCUACUACGCCCAUAACAAAAAUCCAGCUCUUGUUGCAAAUCUCAAGAUUUCUGGUCGUGGCAUCACAGAACUCAAACCAGAAGCCUUCAAGAACUUCAAGAACUUAUCCGUCUUAGACAUUACCAACAACGAAGUCGAUGUUUCAAAGAUCAAAGAAAUUAUCCCAUCUUUGACUUCUCUUUACUGCGACAACAAAGAACAAGCACCACAAUCCCUCCAAUUCAUCAAUGGUGCCGACGAGAAGGAGAAUGUUGUCUCAAUUCCAAUUCCAGACAGAAUUUGGGAUCAUAUCCAAGCAGUUGGCGAAUACUGGUGCCUUGGCGAUGAAAUCGCUCUCAGUAUCCAUCACUCUCUCGAGCCAAAUGUCGCCCAGAUGCCAGUUCGUUCUCCUUUGAACGGCCAAUCAUAUUUUGUCUUCUGGCCGGUCGCUGUUAUCAAUCCAUUUGAUGAGAUCAAGGCCGAUCUCUUCCCUCUUAUCCCUCUCGGCGCAGAAGUUCCAGCCGAAAGGCCUCCAUUAACUCCAAUGAAAUCUCUCAAGUCAAAAUUCCAUUCCAGCGUUAUUUCAAAGCGUCCAAUCAAAACAUACAUCGAUAUGGAUAUCUUCCGCGAGCACUUACAUUCAGACAAGUUCCAAUUAGUCGAUAUUCCAGAAGAAGCCGAUUUAAUUUGGUACACAUUCAAGAAUUUCGAUGACUGGAAGCACAUUUACGAAUCCAAGAUCCUCGUUGAUCAGAUCGAAGGCGAGGAAUGCCUUACAGCCAAAGAUUAUCUCUACGAAACAUGUACACAGUACAUGGGCCAAGUUCCAUGGCUUCCAGAGACAUUUAUAUUGACAGAGCCAGAGGAAAUUGCUCGUUUCGUCCAGAGAAACGAGGAACUCAAGAAAUCCGGACAAUCCCACGUUUGGAUUCUCAAAGCCUUCCAAACAGCACGUGCCAAUCUCAUGAUCUGCACAGAUUCAGCAUCAGAAGUCCUCAGGCACGCCUCAAUUGGCCCAAGACUUGUUCAAAGGUAUCUUUGGAAUCCAUUGAACAUUUACGGCAGAAAAUUCGAUUUGAGGUUCAUUGUUUUACUUAAAUCAGUCAAACCAAUGGAACUCUACGCCUACAAAGUCUUCUGGCCAAGACUUGCUCCAAAGGAAUGGGCACUUGAAGACUUCGAUGACUACGAGAGACAUUUCACUGUAAUGAACUACAGAGCACCAGGAAAAGUCACUCCAAAGACAUGGGUUGAUUUCGUGCAGCAGUUCGCAGUCGAGAAUCCUAAUAUUACAUGGGAAGAAGUGUUGAACAGAUGCUACAUCGCAAUGAGAGACAUGUUCAUGUGCGGCUGCCAGAAAUUGGUUGCUUCUCCUUACUCAAAAGCAAUGUACGGAAUUGAUCUGAUGAUUACGAAUGACUACCAACCAGUGAUUUUGGAGUGCAACUUCCAGCCUGACUGCCACAGAGCGUGCAACCUUUGCCCAACUUUCGUCGACGAUGUAUUCGAAGUUCUUUAUACUGAUCAGCCAGUAACUAACGACAAAGUAGUUUUCAUCCCUCUUGACUAA
Molecule: messenger RNA, 2217 nt
Organism: Trichomonas vaginalis G3
Lineage: Eukaryota; Parabasalia; Trichomonadida; Trichomonadidae
Product: tubulin--tyrosine ligase-like protein 12 family
Exons: 1
Coding region: 1-2217 (738 amino acids)
Biological process (GO): protein modification process
Molecular function (GO): protein binding
Source: RefSeq, a predicted model, not a curated record